AUGUACCUCGAUGAUAGAUUUAGGAGCAGCGGAACAAGGAUGCUGUUGGCUGGCUCGGUUGGAACGAGGCUGCGAUUGGAACGAGGCGCUCAGGCGGAGGGAGACGGCUGUCCAGGAGGGUUCGCUGGUUCCCUCGCCGUCGUCGGAAGGAAGACUCGAGGGUUCGCUGGUUCCCUGGUUCCCUCGCCGUCGUCGGUAGAGUCGAGGGUCGCUGGUAAAACAUGCUACAGAAAUUUAUGGUAA
Linum trigynum is the source of this 243-nucleotide messenger RNA. The record is from the annotation of a GenBank genome assembly. NCBI's taxonomy places the organism in Eukaryota, Viridiplantae, Streptophyta, Magnoliopsida, Malpighiales, Linaceae.